CCCAGGGAGCGCCGCCGCGGCUCGCCGCCCAGGGACGCGCCGGCCGGUGGUGAGAAGGAUCGUGAGCUGGCGGAGGAGGUUCAGGAAUCGGCUGCGAGGGCGCAGCACCAUCGCCAGCUAACGCAGCAACGGGAGGAGUCCCCGCUGAGUGCCCGCGAGCUGCAGCUACUGGACUCUGGAAGAGACGACGGACUGCCUCUGGACUCCAGCAAGGAACGCGACCUGCUCCAGAUGUUGGCACCACUGUCGCCGGCAGAGCGAGAGAGGCUGCUGCUGGACUCGCUGCGAGGCUCCGGUAAGUUCCGCUGGGGCCGGCGCCAGCAGGAGCAGGUGUCUCCGCCGCCGCACUGGGGCUACGAUGCCAGGGUCGCCAACCGCGCGCACAGGGACCGCGAAUCCCCCAGCUCUCCGCUCGAUCCAGGCUACGUGCGGCACGCGGCGUCAAACUGGCCGGUGACGCCGCCAUCUGGGUCCCGUACGCCGCGCACGCCGUCUCAGUCGCCCUCUGGCUCCGAGUCGUCCGGAUCUCCGCCCCCGGCAGGCCAGGCUCCGGGGGCAGCAGCGGGGGCGACGCAGCGAGGGGGUGGCGUGGGCGGCCGGGCCCCGCGGCGCCGCGACAGCGACGACGAUGACGACGACGACGUGCCAGCGGGCGGCUCGCUGACGACGCAGCUGCUGCAGCGCUGGCUGCGCUCCAGGCACGCGCGUGUGGGAAAGACCACCUCACAGCCCUGA
Molecule: messenger RNA, 735 nt
Organism: Schistocerca piceifrons (Central American locust)
Lineage: Eukaryota; Metazoa; Arthropoda; Insecta; Orthoptera; Acrididae
Exons: 4
Coding region: 232-735 (167 amino acids)
Source: RefSeq, a predicted model, not a curated record